Molecule: messenger RNA, 1020 nt
Organism: Olea europaea var. sylvestris
Lineage: Eukaryota; Viridiplantae; Streptophyta; Magnoliopsida; Lamiales; Oleaceae
Product: BOI-related E3 ubiquitin-protein ligase 1-like
Exons: 3
Coding region: 128-844 (238 amino acids)
Biological process (GO): regulation of programmed cell death
Molecular function (GO): ubiquitin-protein transferase activity
Source: RefSeq, a predicted model, not a curated record
UAAAUUUUAGCUGUACACUAUGAAUUGUAUUCCCUUUACAUUUUUAAUUGUCUCCAUCCACAACCAAAUUCUUAAAUAAAUACUAUAAGACCUAAUCACUCUCCUCUUCCCAAAAAUAAAAAAUCUGAUGGCAAUUGAAAAAAAACAUCUGAAUUUCGUACCUUCGCAAGUUGUCCCUCAAAGAGGUUUGAUGAAUUCUUCAUAUCAAGGUGGUAGCGCUUUAGCGUAUAUGCUACAGAAGGGUUCAUCGGGCGUUCUGGCUCUAGGAAAACGAACCAGAGAUUCAACGGAUAGGUUUUACGCCGCCACAUCGAAUAAUCAAUUCCCAUCAAUCGUCGGCGACGGUGUCAGCAACGUUUUUAAUCAAGUCCAGAAUUACCGGUUGGACAUCGAUAGCAUCUUAUCUCAACAUACAAAGAAGAUAAAAAUAGAAUUGGAAACGAGCCAAAACCAUCAUGCCAGAAUGGUUGUCGCAGCAAUAAGAGAAGGUGUAAUGAAGAAACUGAACGAAAAGGAUGAACAGAUUCAAAGAAUGGACAGGUUCAAUUCAGUUCUUCAAGAAAGAUUGAAAUGUUUGUUUGUCGAAAAUCAAAUGUACAAAAACUUGGCAGAGACAAAUGAGGCAGUGGCCAAGUCUUUGCGUACCGACAUGGAACAAAUCCUAAGGAAUGUUGGGGAUGGUGGCCGAAGGGCCGAGGCGGAGGAUGCCGAGUCGUGUUGCGAUAGUAACGCCUGCGAGAAAGAGAGCAAGAUGUGCCACAAGUGCAGGAAAAAAGAGGCGUGCGUGUUGUUGCUACCGUGCCGUGCCUGUGUGAGGUGUGCGGUGGUGGGUCCAAUCAACUAAAAGAGUGCCUAGUAUGCAACACUCGUACGAGUGCAACAUUGAAUGUUAACAUGUCGUUUUAACAUAUUUUCGUCAUCGAUAUUAAUUAGGUGGGAAGAAAGAAAAAAUAAUCUCUAAAAUAGACUUUUAAGGAAAGUAACCGUUUAUUCUUGCCAUUGCUAAUUUAUAGAUUUAUU